ACAAAAGUCAAAAUCUUGACAUUUCCGUGUUUACCCUUUUAAAAUGACCGAAAUACAGCCGCUCACGAGCGAAACCGCCAUCGAAAUACUCAACAAAACCAUAAAAGAACUGAACACGCCGGAAAACGCGAAAAAGCUGGAAGAAGCGCGAACGGACGUGGGCAACGAAAUGCUUAAAAUGCUUCAGUACGUUUUUCCUUUAGUUCUCGCGGUGCAAGUUGAUAUCAUCAGGAAUUACGGCUACCCCGAAGGCAGAGAGGGGGUUAUUAAGUUUGCGCAAAGUAUAAGGGUUCUGGAAAGAGAAGAUGUGGAAGUGGCAAGGCUGCAUAGUUUGGUUAAGGCCUAUUAUUUGCCUCCAGUUUCUGUAGCUGCCACUAAUGAAGAAGAAAGAACCAGCAGUAACUAAGACAAAUUAUAUUUUUUGUCAGGUUUCGCAUUUACAUAGAAGUCAAGAAGGCUUUG
Molecule: messenger RNA, 462 nt
Organism: Brassicogethes aeneus
Lineage: Eukaryota; Metazoa; Arthropoda; Insecta; Coleoptera; Nitidulidae
Source: the annotation of a GenBank genome assembly